Messenger RNA from Aspergillus bombycis, 927 nucleotides. Its product is annotated as putative C2H2 transcription factor. Gene Ontology annotation, cellular component: nucleus. Gene Ontology annotation, biological process: regulation of transcription by RNA polymerase II. The record is from RefSeq and is a predicted model, not a curated record. The transcript has a single exon. NCBI's taxonomy places the organism in Eukaryota, Fungi, Ascomycota, Eurotiomycetes, Eurotiales, Aspergillaceae. Gene Ontology annotation, molecular function: RNA polymerase II cis-regulatory region sequence-specific DNA binding; DNA-binding transcription factor activity, RNA polymerase II-specific. Bases 1 to 927 code for a protein of 308 amino acids.
AUGGACCCAUCCACCACCUUCGAUCUACCGGCGGGAGACUACCCAGCUAUAGAUAUACAAGCCGGUCUCGGCAUCUCUAUACUCCCCUCCAAACGCCAACCAUACACCCCAGAACCAUGCGCGUGUCCCCCAUACCCACCCCAACAGCACCUCUACACCCCACCAACCCUGCAACACUACGUGCUCCCGGACAUGACCGACAUGGCCGACCUCAUCCCCUACACAAUGGAACGGGUGCAUCUGCGCGAAGCCCCAGAGCUGGAGAACAAUAUGUUCUACGCCCCAUUCCGGCGCGCGGGGGAUUUCUCCUCCUCGUCCUCCUCCUCCUCGUCUAUAUCUACCGCCUCCUCGAUACACUACCCUACAUGCGACUCGUUCGACAGCAACACAGGCAGCAAUUGUCUGCACCCAAACGACUACUACCACCAAGGAGGCGCCUCAGAAUACCUCCACACCUCGUCCUCCGUAUCCUCCCCCUACUAUCCCCCCGACACCACCAACAACAGCAACAAUAACACACCCACAUACCCACCGCUCUCCAACAGCCCUACAUCUGCCACAGCAGCCGUCGUGUCUGCCUCUUCAGGCUCGCUCCCGGCCACCCAAAAGGACCUCACGAACUACGGCAUCCAAAACCCAGACCAGACCUGGCGGUGCGCGUACCCGGGCUGCACGUCGCAGACGAUCUUCCGGCGCGGCUGCGACCUCCGGAAACAUUAUAAUCGGCACCGCAAGCAUCUGUUCUGUCGGCAUCGCGGCUGUCCGCAGGCUGUGGCCGGCGGGUUUUCGAGUAAGAAGGAUCGUGAUAGGCAUGAGGCUAAGCAUAACCCGGUGGUGUGUUGUGAGUGGGCAGGCUGUGAGAGGGUGUUUAGUCGGGUGGAUAAUAUGAAGGAUCAUGUUAGGAGGAUUCAUCGCAGGAGGGAAUGA